UUGGCCACUAGGAAAAACAAUAGAGGGCACUCCCGGGAAGGGAGGGAGCGUCGAAAAGAGAGAGGGGGGGGGGCCCUUACUUAAGAUGGCGGUCGAACGGACCUCAGCCGAGAUGGCAGCCCGGGAGAAACAGUGCCCUCAACCAAAAUGGCGGCCAAUGAAAAGAGACGCUCUUCCCCCGCGGCGGCGGCGGCAACCGGGACCGAUCAGGGCCGGUCGGCCUUGUCAGCGAACGGCGUCUCCGAGGGCGAGGCGGAGUUCCUCCUGCAGUCCGGCGUGACCGACAUGGUGCGAGAGGCUCUCCUAAAAGUCCUCGAAGCCCGGCCGGAGAAACCCGUCGAUUUCCUAGCCGGCUACUUCGAGAAGCUGACGCAGAGUAGUAGCCCGGAGGCGGCGGCGGCGGCGUCGACGGAGGCCUUGUCGGACGGCGGGGAUCCCCAGCGGCAGCUGCGUCUCGACCGGGCCUUGUGGUAUCUGGGCCUGGCCCACCAUUCCCACAGGACGGCCUUUAACAACAACGUCCACUCCGCCUACAAUGCUCUCAGUGCUGAGGGCAAGGGCAAGAAACCCGGCGUCGACGGGAAGACCUACAGCGAGCUGCUGCGACUGCUCUGCCAAGAGAGGGGCGCCUCCGACGAGACCUUGCAGCCCCUCCUGCAGAAGGUCUCGUGCCGGGAUCACGAAGCGGUGCCCUUCGACAUCUUCCGUUACGGCGUCCUCACCUGCCUGAUCCUUCUCGAGUUCCUAGCCAAGGCCGACGGUCUCUACGACGCCCUCGACGACGGCUCGGAAGCCGCCGAUAAAAGACUCUGCACGGCCGUGCUGGGCACCCUGGAAGAUGCCCUCCACAUAACCGACGCCUCUCCUCCCAUCCGUUGCUUGGAAGCCGGAUCCAAGCUCAGGCCAGACUGCUUGGCGAUGGCGAUGGACCGGGCGCUCUUGGAGAGGAAAGCCAGCGUGGCCAUGAAGAAGGACGAGUUCCUCAAGAGGGCUUCCUCCAUCUUUGUGACCAGAGUGAAGUCCGUUCACUGAACCGCGCAGGGAGAGGAGGUGUGGUUCUCUCUGGCUUUCCUGAGCGCCAGAGAUCUGUGAUGCUACAAGGGUGCAAAUGGACACGGACUAGGUCUGUUUUGGGGGUGCAGGCAAGGGGGAUCCCCAGAAUCGGUUUGCUGUCUUCCAUUCAGCAGGGCAGCUCCCUCUAAGGCACAUGUGGUGAAAUAUGGCUUCUUUUAGGAUCUGUGGACUUCAACUCCCAGAAUUCCUGAGCCAGCCAUGCUGGCUCAGGAAUUCUGGGAGUUGAAGUCCACAGGUCUUAAAAGGAUCAUAAUUGCUCACUCCUGCUCUAAGAUAUGCCCAAAAGCUGACCCGACCUCUUAUUAUUUGUUUACUUAUUUAUUAUUGGUUCUUAUUUAUUUACUUGUUUAAUUAUUGAUUUAGAUAUCCUUCAAGAGCUCAAGGCAGUAGUUGGAGCACAGCACUCCUAUAUUUUACCACAGUGAUAAUUUUAUGAGGUCGAUUAGGUUGGGAGAGAGAAAGGCUGGCCCAGUCACCCAGGGAGCUUUUGAAGAUGAAGGGGUUUUUUCCCCCUGCAAGGGCUUUCCUGCUGCCUUUAAACCACCCAAGUCCUUGGGCAUUCACGAUCAUUGGGGGGGUGGGGUGCGAGGGAUGAUUUGAGUCUUUUGUGGGACUGGGUGGAUUCUUGAGGGUGCCUGCAGUGGGGGAAGGGCAGUAGGAUUAGGUCUGUGUAUCCAAGCUUAGGAAGAAGGGGUGUCCAAACCUGGCAACUUUUAAGACCUGUGGAUUUUCAACGCCAGAAUUCCCCAGCCAGCCAUGGUUGGACACUCCUGUUUUAGGACACCUCUAUAUGGACACCUCUCAAGGAUCUGGUGGGCAAUUCGGCCCUAGUUGCCAUCUGAAUGGGCCAGAAG
Messenger RNA from Ahaetulla prasina, 1928 nucleotides. RefSeq names its product tubulin polyglutamylase complex subunit 1 (gene TPGS1). Lineage: Eukaryota; Metazoa; Chordata; Lepidosauria; Squamata; Colubridae. Gene Ontology annotation, biological process: protein polyglutamylation. Gene Ontology annotation, molecular function: microtubule binding. The record is from RefSeq and is a predicted model, not a curated record. Bases 148 to 1032 code for a protein of 294 amino acids. The transcript is spliced from 2 exons.